AUGAACGGCUUCAACAACUGCAUUUUCGCUUAUGGUCAGACUGGCGGCAAGUCCUACAGCGUGCUUGGCGGCAAGGGGGAAGAGCGGGGCCUGCUGCCCCGCGUAGUUGAGGGGUUGUUCGACCACUUCGAGAAGCUUCCUGAGGGCGCCACAUACAAAACUUUGGUUGCGUUCAUGGAAAUCUACAAUGAACAGAUUCGAGACCUGCUGGCGCCAGCCACAGACAGCGAAACCAAGAAGCUGGAAGUGAAGCAGCACCCGGUUCUUGGAACCAUUGUGCCAGGCUUGACGGAGGCGGCGGUGGCAUCCUGCGAGGAGGUGCUCAACCUGGUGGACUACGGCACGCAGAUGAGGCAUGUUUCCGCAACGGCCAUGAACGCGACAAGCAGUAGAAGCCACUGCAUCUUCACUUUCAAGACGUCGCUGACGGAGCCAGAUCAGCCGUCCAAGGUUUCACAGACCCACUUGGUGGAUUUGGCGGGCUCAGAGAGAGCCGGCCGAACGAAGGCCACGGGCGACAGGCUGAAAGAAGGAGCUGCCAUCAAUCAGAGCUUGUCAACUCUUGCAAGGGUCAUCUCCGAGCUCGCCAAGUCCUCCAAAACAAAGAAGAAGGCCAACCCUCCCUUUAGGGAGUCGAAGCUGACCUACAUUCUCAAGGAGUCCCUCUGCGGGAAUUCCAAGACGGUCAUGAUGGCGGCCAUCUCUCCAAACUUUCUGGACUUUGACGAGACGUUGUCGACUUUGAAGUUUGCGCAAUCGGUGAAGCAGGUGCAAACGAAGGCCGUGCAAAAUGCGGUGAACAUGUCCAGCGUGGAGGCGCAACUUCGGGCCGAGCUGAAUGCUCUGAAGUCACAGCUGAAGAUGUACGAGGACGGAUCACCCAAUUCAUCUGCAAAUGUCUCCUCAGAAGAGCUGGUCUUCUUGAAGAGGCGCAUGGAGGAGCAGGAGCAGCUUUGCGCCUACUAUGGCAAGGACUGGGACAGCCUCCUCGCAGAAGAGCGGCAGCGAAUGGACACGCGGAGGACGUCUCUGCAUCCCUCCAAGCUGGGACCUCUCUCCAAGAAGUCGCUCUCAGACAAGCGGCAGGACCGCAGCUCUGACGAGGACGAUGACAUGGACGACGAGGAUGAGGAGUCCUUCACGUGUUCCCUGCUGGAGUUGGGGAGGCCGAUUGACGAGGUGCCACCAGAAGGGAGAUCUUCUUUGAGGGCACCGAUUCGGAGCUCCUUGGCAGUGGUUGGGCCGAUGGCGCGCAGCCUCAUGGCCCAGGGAGGUGCGCGGCCACGCGCGGAGGGCGUCAGCAGGCGGCUGCUUGAGCUCUCGCGCCUUGCCACGGAGACUGAAGAGCUCCUCAACAGCGGGUCAACCGGAGGAAAAAUGUCUCUCCACGUUCUUGUCGUGGUCGACCCGCUUGACGAGGCAACGCUCGAGGCCGGCUUGGUGGUACAAGCAGCCUCCUCGUCGUCGCUCCCGUCAUCCUGGGCAUGGCCGCGACACGAGCCUUCCGAGGAGAAGGCUGAGGCGACUGGAGGAAGCAGAGUUGAUUGGUGUUCUGGGACUGAGCUGCAGAAGCGCCUGAGCUGGCUGAAGUCCAACAUGUCAGGGUCCACGAAAAGCGCAGAAGAGAUGUGGCUUGCGGCGGCGCGAGCUACUUCUGGAAGUGCCAUAGAAACUCUCCAGCAAGAAAAUGCGGAGAUGGCGGCCAAAAUUGCCGAGUUGGAGUCGAGGCUGAAAGAUGCGGAAGCUUCGCGGCAUGGUGAGAAGGAGGCCGAGCCAAAACUUCGCAGUCAGAAGGCGAGGGAUGCGGUCAAAGCUAUCGCAGCCAGCUUCGAGACUGCCCUUGGAGCGAUCGAUUCGGCCCAGUUGACCUUACAGAAAGUGAACAGUGCUAGUGCUUGA
Molecule: messenger RNA, 1899 nt
Organism: Symbiodinium natans
Lineage: Eukaryota; Dinophyceae; Suessiales; Symbiodiniaceae
Source: the annotation of a GenBank genome assembly